Colletotrichum karsti is the source of this 969-nucleotide messenger RNA. RefSeq lists its product as uncharacterized. The coding region runs from base 1 to 969 and encodes 322 amino acids. NCBI's taxonomy places the organism in Eukaryota, Fungi, Ascomycota, Sordariomycetes, Glomerellales, Glomerellaceae. The transcript has a single exon. Gene Ontology annotation, biological process: glucan catabolic process. The record is from RefSeq and is a predicted model, not a curated record. Gene Ontology annotation, molecular function: beta-glucosidase activity.
AUGGGGGCCACUUUCAACACGGAACUCUUGAAUGCUGUUGGACGACUGAUGGGCGACGAAGCUAUUCGAAAGGAGGUAAACGUAGCGUUGGCCCCAACAGUAUGCAUUCAGCGGUCGCCGUUACUCGGCCGAGGGUUUGAAGCUUUCGCUGAAGACCCUAUUCUCAGCGGCAGACUCGCGGCGCAGAUAAUUGAGGGGAUCCAGAGUCGUGGCAUCAGUGCCUGCAUCAAGCACUAUGCAGCGCAUGAUCAGUCGGCAAAGGGCCUCGAAGACAACAUUCACAUGAGCCUGCGGACACUUCGCGAGGUCCACUUACUACCGUUCCAAGUGGCUAUGACUACAUCGAAGCCAUGGGCGGUGAUGACGGCGUACCAGAAAAUCAACGACAUUCAUGCCAGCGAAGACCCUUUCCUCAUUCAACAAGUACUACGUGCUGAAUGGGGCUUCCAAGGACUCGUGAUGAGCGAUUGGUGGGGUACGUAUAGCACGUCAGAAGCCAUCAACGCAGGCCUUGACUUGGAAAUGCCGGGACCAAGCAUCUUCAGGGGCAAACAACUCCAAACAGCUGUUGAGGCGCGCAAAGUGUCUGAGAAGACUAUCGACAACUCCGUGAGGCGACUUCUACGAUUGGUUCAACAGACCUAUGCUCGGAGUUUGCCUGUUGUACAAAGUGGUGGCAACACACUCGAGAGUCAGGCUACGAUGCGGAAGGUAGCUGGGGAGUCAAUCGUUCUCCUCAAAAACGAUCGCUCAAUUCUGCCACUAGCUAAAGACAGCGGUAAAAGCUACGGUUUAAUCGGCAAGCUUUUCGAAACGCCAGCGACUGCUGGUGGCGGCAGCUCGGAAACUCUGCCUUUUUAUGUGAGUGCGCCUCUUGAUGCUAUCAUCGAGGCCGUCGGAGACGAGAGAGUUCAGUAUGAGCCCGGAUACAACUGUAUGCUACCCCAAGUAACCCUUGGCUUCAACUGA